AGUAUUGUGUUGUUUGGUGCACGCGGGCACGUACACAAAACGCAGCGAGGGUAGAAGUGUGUGGUCACUCUCCUUUCCUCUCUUCUCUCCCCCUUUGGUGCAGUUGACGAGCUCCGUCUGCUGCUGGGCGAGCAAACUCCUUUUUCUUGUUUCACCGAAAAGAAUAUUUUCAUUAGCUUCUUUUUUUCUGUUCCUGUAUUGUGCUGACGACAGUCAAGCCAUUUCUUUUCUACUUCCGCUUCCACAAACGCUGUACGGGUGUCUUCGAAGCAAACAGCAAAAUAAGAAACUACCGUACCCGACGUAAGGCGGAGGUGCCGCAUUGACACACGCUGACUCCCCCACUGCGUCUGUGGCGGUAUUUUUCUUCUCCCUCCCUUUCUCUUUUCCCCGCGACGGCUGUCAUAAGAGGCACCGCCUCUGCGCCUUUUCUUUUCCUUUCGGUUUCCUGUUUGUUAAAGUAGACGUGUGUGUUUUGGCAUUCCGUCGUCAAGUGGCCUUUCCUGGCAUCUGUGAGGGCUUCCAAUGGACUACAGGUCCCCUUUUGAGCUGCGCCAGCAGUUGAUCGAAGAGGCGCGAGCCGCGCAGGCUACGUCGCCAACCAAAAAGUCGAAGUCAAAGACAAAGAAUGCUCCCAGCACGCGUGUAGAGUCCUGCGCGGCGCCGCCGCCGAGAGAAGAUGCGUCGUUAGAGAACCUUGCCGGCUUCAUGCCGUCCACCGCGCUGCCUGACGACCCGACGGCGCUUGUCCGCGAAGUCCCUGGUGCGGACAACAUUGAGGCGUUAAAUGCAGCUCUCGAGCGCGAAGAGGCGGUGCAGCGCUACGUCGAGAAGGAGAAGCUCUCUGUGGAAGACUCGGCGAAGUACAUCAUGGCGAACGGCAGCACGGGGCAGCGCAUCUCCUUCUUUGGCCACGUGCGUGAGAAGCUGUUAGAGCUGCCGCCGAAGCGCAUCUCCAAGGUGCUCGAGAUACUGCUGGACUCGAUGUGGGCACAGGACCCGGAGCUGCAGUGCCACGCGCCAGACGCUCUGUUGAACUUUGUAGGACUUCUGGACGGCAAUACCGCGAGUGAGGUGUACGACGCGACCAAGACGAUGCUGUCGGUGCAGAUGCAGGAGGUUCGCGUAUCGUGGAGCCGUCUGAUGCUGGGCCUCGUCGACUACCUCCCACUAAGUGUGUUGCAGGGCGAUUUAAUCGCGCUCGCCGUGAGCAAGUCCGACCACGCCCAGCCGCAGGACCAGCGGGAGUUGAGCUGCCAGCUUCUCGGACGGGUAUGUCCGCAGCUGUCGGUGUCCAAGGCCGAGGAGUUAGUACUUCCGCGGGCGUUGGCACUCUGCCAGGAUACGAACGUGAGUGUGCGGCAGAACAUGUGUCAGCAGCUCUGCACCAUCGCACACGCCUUGGGCGUCGAGAAGGCCAAGGCGCUCGUUGCGCCGGACCUGUUUGAGCUGCUUAGCGAUGAGGAGCAGGCGGUGUCUCGCGCUGCCUUCUCGUGUCUCAUCGACCUCGUCGAGUUCUUCGGCCCCGCCUAUCGUCGCGAGAAACUAUUUCCCAUCAUCAAAACAUUCAUUUCCAACCCGCCCAGCGAAGUGGUCGGGUUGCUGGUCGGCGAGUUCGGCCGCUUCCUCGACGCCAUCAAAACCGACAUCACCGACGACGACGACGUCGCCCUUUUUGUGGAGUUUUUCUGCAACGCCGCCACCCGCUCCGGGGAGGAGGCGCGGCGACACUGCGCCUUCAACUUCCCGGCCGUGGUUGCCUCGCUGCCCCGCAGCGUCUUCGCCACCGACCUGAGCAAGGCCCUCGCCUUCCUCUCCACUGACCCCUGCGUGGGUGCUCGUCGCAGCGUGGCGGCUGGCCUGCACGCGCUUCUCCCGCUGCUGCCGGCCUCCGCCGUGGACUCGCUGGAGAAGCCUUUUCUCCACCUCAUCCGGGACCACGAUUCCACGGUGCGGACGGCGCUGAUGACUCACAUUCACGCCUUGCUCGAUUACUUCCGCAAAGGGAUCAUCGGGGCAGCUCGUUCGUCCUUCUUCGCCAAGGUCCUCGACGCGGUGCUGUCGUGGGUGGCGGUGCCGCUGGUCAACUGGCACACGAUGCACCACGUUGUUGACAUUGUCGACCGCUACAUCGACGUCUUCGAAGAGAGGGCCUUAAUGGAACAGGUCCUUCCCUUGCUGUGGUCGUACGUGAAGACCGGUGCGACCGUUCUCAAGGUUCCGUGCGCCACCUUGCUGAUGCACAUCAUCGCUGGCGUCGAGACGCCAUCCGUACAGGCGCACGUGUUCAGCAAACUGAACGCCGAUUUUGCUCGAGCUAGCUCGUGCUACGCGCGGCAGGCGUAUCUCCUCUUUGUGAAGGCCGCCUUCGCGUUCUUCUCGCUGCGCUGCAUCCGCGAGCGAAUGCUGGAGUGCUGCUUGGAGCUGCAGCGCGACACGGUGGCGACGGUGCGGAUGGCGCUGGCCCGGUGCCUCCCGCUGCUCUCACGUGCGCUGCGCACCGCCACGCCGGCCGGCGCGCUGGAGGACGAGUUUGCGAUGAUGGUGGAGCGGCUGUGCGAGGAUGCCGAGGAGGAGGUGCGUGAGACCGCGCAGUCGUACCUGAGGACGGCAAAUGGAAAGCGGCGUGGCGACCAUUCGCCCCUGCACAGCUGCAAGCUGAAUGAGGCAGAGGAGGAGGAGGAUCGACGGCGUGAGGCGUCAGAGCUGCCCAUGCUCGAGCACGCGAAGGAGACUGACAAGGCGGAGCGUCGCGCCAAACUGCGUGAUCUGCUGAAGAGUGAGCGGGAGAAGGACUACGGUGAGCUGCCGUCACCGGGGAAGGUACGCAAGGCCGUGACGGGCCCCGCGAUUGCGUCGCCGGUGGCGAACCGGAAAGGAGGGACACGAACGCCUGUUACGGCAUCCACGGUGACGCUGCCGCGCCUCAACGUCGCCAGGUACGCCGCGGCGUCGGCGCCAAAGGUUAGCGUGAACCGGAAGCGAACUUAG
Molecule: messenger RNA, 2991 nt
Organism: Leptomonas pyrrhocoris
Lineage: Eukaryota; Euglenozoa; Kinetoplastea; Trypanosomatida; Trypanosomatidae
Exons: 1
Coding region: 526-2991 (821 amino acids)
Source: RefSeq, a predicted model, not a curated record